This is a messenger RNA of Agelaius phoeniceus (red-winged blackbird), 1353 nucleotides long. The record is from RefSeq and is a predicted model, not a curated record. Lineage: Eukaryota; Metazoa; Chordata; Aves; Passeriformes; Icteridae.
CAAGAUGGCGGCGCCCACGCGGUUGUGUCACGUUUGGGUGGGAGCCGAGACCGGAGCCCUUAAAGGGGUGAACCUGCAGCGCCGAGAGGCCACGAACCACGCGGGGGGGGAGGGGCUGAGCCGGGCCCGGGGGGUCUCGGUGCUCACCUGGGGGGACCCCGCCCAGAGCCAGGUGCUGGUGGGAGCCCUGGAUCGAUCCCUGAGCGUUUUCAGCACCGAGGAAGGAAAAUUCACCGGGGGGCGGCUCUGCCCGGGGGGGGGCGGCGCCUUCUGCGGCCUCGGGGUGCUGGGCAGCUCUGUGGUCACCGCGGUGGAGUCGGGGCUGGUUCGGGUCUGGGGGCAGCAGGAGGAUGAGGAGCCCCUGCAGGAGCUGCAGGCGGGGCCGGGGCUGUGCCGGAUGCGCCAGGACCCCACGAGGCCUCACGUGGUGGGCACGGGGGGGAAGGAGAACGGGCUCAAGGUGUGGGACCUGCAGCGGCCCCAGGAGCCCCUGUUCCGGGCCAAGAACGUGAGGAACGAUUGGCUGGACCUGCGCGUGCCCGUCUGGGACCGGGACCUGCAGUUCCUGCCAGGGUCACAGAGAAUCGUCACCUGCACGGGGCACGGACAGGUGCGUCUCUAUGACCCCUCGUGUCCCCGGCGCCGCCCGGUGCUCGAUGCCGCCUUUGGGGAGGCGCCGCUGACGGCGCUGGCGCUGCCCGAGGGGAACACCUCGGUGGUCGUGGGCAGCGCCCGGGGGGACGUGGCCGUGAUCGACCUGCGCAAAGGGCGGGUCCUGAGGGCCCUCAAGGGCUUUGCUGGGGGGGUCCGGGGGCUGCAGUGCCACCCCCGCCUGCCCCUCGUGGCCUCCGUGGGCCUCGAUCGCUUCCUGCGCCUGCACCGGCUGGACGGGCACCUGUGCCACAAGGUGUACCUGAAGUCGCGCCUCACCUGCCUCCUGCUGAACACACACCUGGACUGGGAGCGUGACUGAUUAAACUGGGAUGAUGGGCGGAGCAGAGAGAGGCUCCAGGAGCGACACCCAGCCAUGGCAGCGUGGCUGCUAUCGCGAUAUCAUUGCAAUAAUAUCGCGAUAUAAAUGUGACAAUCGCGAUUAUUCAACGUUUCCCAGCGAUUUUUGACCACCCGAGGUUCCUCCUUGGGGUUCCCUGUUCCCGGAGGCGCCGCCUGGAACCACCUGGGAGCGACAGCGAGGCCAAAAAAGCGCAAACGUCGCGAUAGAGACGCAAAAUUUGGUGAUUUUGGAGAAAUUUCAGCUUUUUUUGAGGCACUGCAAUACUGGGAUGAUGUGGCUGCUAUCAUGAUAUAAUCACAAUUUAAUCUAUUUUUCACAUUAAACGUCCCCAUCGGGGG